This is a messenger RNA of Cokeromyces recurvatus, 1551 nucleotides long. Its product is annotated as acyl-CoA dehydrogenase/oxidase. Gene Ontology annotation, cellular component: mitochondrion. Lineage: Eukaryota; Fungi; Mucoromycota; Mucoromycetes; Mucorales; Mucoraceae. Gene Ontology annotation, molecular function: flavin adenine dinucleotide binding; acyl-CoA dehydrogenase activity. The record is from RefSeq and is a predicted model, not a curated record. Bases 31 to 1281 code for a protein of 416 amino acids. The transcript is spliced from 8 exons.
CUUUACCCCACAUUUCGAAAGAAAAAAAAAAUGUUAAGAAAUACAAUUCAUUUUACUACUAAUUUGUCUCGUAGUCUUAUUUUAAAAAGGUCAUUCACACAAUCUGUCAUUGCUCGAAAUGCAGUAGGUUUGCCUACCUCUCUUCAAUCCUUUACUGAAGAAGAAAUGAUGCUUAAAGAUACGGUCGCCAGAUUUGCUCAAGAGGUUAUUAAACCAAAAGUAUCACAAAUGGAUGAAACUGAGCAACUUGAUUUAUCUGUCUUGAAAGGCCUCUUUGAGCAAGGCCUUAUGGGUAUUGAAACAGAGGCGGAUUAUGAAGGUGCUAAUUGUUCAUUUACUUCCGCUAUUAUUACUAUUGAAGAACUUGCCAAAGUAGAUCCUGCUAUUAGUGUUCUUUGUGAUGUUCAGAAUACUUUAGUUGGAACUCUUGUUCGUAAAUAUGGUACUGAUCAUAUUAAAAAAACUUACCUUCCCAAGUUAGCCACCGAAUCUGUGGGAUGCUUUUGUUUAUCUGAAUCAGGUUCUGGCUCAGAUGCAUUUGCUCUUCAAACACGAGCUAUUGAGAAGGAUGAUCAUUAUGUUCUUAAUGGCACAAAGAUGUGGAUUACAAAUUCUGCUGAAGCUGAUAUCUUUUUAGUAUUUGCUAAUGUUGAUCCUUCUAAGGGUUAUAAGGGUAUUACUUGCUUUAUUGUGGAGAAGAAGAUGGGUGUACAAGUAGCUAAGAAAGAAAGCAAGUUGGGUAUUCGUGCAUCGUCCACCUGUGUUUUGAAUUUUGAUGAAAUUCGUGUACCUAAAGAAAAUAUUUUGGGAGAAAUAGGUAAAGGGUAUAAAUAUGCUAUUGAGAUUUUAAAUGAAGGUCGUAUUGGUAUUGCUGCUCAAAUGAUUGGUACUGCUCAGGGAGCUUAUGAUAUUGCUCUCCCUUAUCUUUUUCAAAGAAAACAAUUUGGUCAGUUUAUUGGUGAUUUCCAAGCUAUGCAACAUCAAUAUGCUCAGAUUGCUGUUGAAAUUGAAGCUGCUCGGCUUUUGACCUAUAAUGCUGCUCGUAUGAAAGAGGAAGGUAGAACGUUUGUUAAAGAAGCUGCUAUGGCCAAACUAUAUUCUUCUCAAGUAGCUGAACAUGCUGCCAGUAAGGCAAUUGAAUGGUGUGGUGGAGUUGGUUUUACUCGUGAGCUAGGUGUUGAAAAGUUUUAUAGAGAUGCUAAGAUUGGUGCUAUUUAUGAAGGAACCAGUAAUAUUCAGCUUCAGACAAUUGCUAAAUUGGUUUCUGCCAAUUAUAAAUAAAAAAAAAUAAAAAAAUAAAAAUUUAUGUAGAAAUAGAUUUUUUGUUUUUUUUAAGUCAAGUUAGUUUAAAAUGGCUUUGCAGUAGUAAUAUUUCAUGCCUUGUUGUUAUUGUUGUUAAUGUUGUGUUGUCCUUUUUUGUAUUGCGACAACAUUAUUACGCGUUUGAAGAACCGCUUCUUCGAGGGUGACGUCUGUUGGCUGCUUUCUAUUUUUCUCUCGUGUCUUUUUAAUUGUAUACUUUUUUAUCUUUAUUUUCCUUUUUACCACAUA